Messenger RNA from Leptinotarsa decemlineata (Colorado potato beetle), 1465 nucleotides. Its product is annotated as zinc finger protein 639. NCBI's taxonomy places the organism in Eukaryota, Metazoa, Arthropoda, Insecta, Coleoptera, Chrysomelidae. Gene Ontology annotation, molecular function: RNA polymerase II transcription regulatory region sequence-specific DNA binding; DNA-binding transcription factor activity, RNA polymerase II-specific. The record is from RefSeq and is a predicted model, not a curated record. Gene Ontology annotation, cellular component: nucleus. Gene Ontology annotation, biological process: regulation of transcription by RNA polymerase II.
UAUUUACUAAUUAUUUUCUUUUUAGGUUUUUCCCCGACUUUGAAGUAGAAAUGAAAGUGGAUGAAUUUGAAUACAAUAUUGGAAAUGCCUAUCAAAAAGAGAAAAAGGUCAAAACUCCUGAAAAAUUGUUAUCUCCUUUAAAGAAGAGGAAUAAGGAGGAAGACGAUGAAUACACUCCACCAGGGGUGAAAAAGAAAAAGUUACCAACAGCAAAAGAAAGGAAACCUACCAAAUCCACCAAGAAGGUUAAAAAACAGGAACACAAGAUAUGGACUUGCAGGCGAUGCUUGGAAGAAUUCGACUCUCGUCGAGAUCUCACAGAUCACACUAAAACCUACCACCCUGAGGAACCGAAGGAUGCGCCGGCUUUCAAGUUCGACGAAGAGCAGGAUCUCUACAUCUGUACGGCGUGCUCAGCAGAGUAUCAAACGAAAGAAGAAGUUGAAACUCAUAUUUCGAAAAUCCAUGAAGAGUUUUAUACUUGCGAAGUUUGCAAACACACCUCAAAGAAAGCCUAUAGUUUUGCAGUUCACAUGAAGAUCCACAGUACAGAUGACACCUACACAUGCCCCCUGUGUAACUACAACACCCCCAGGCGGACUUGUUUGCAAACUCAUAUCAACAGAGUUCACUACCACAAGUUUUACUAUACUUGUCCGACUUGCGGUAAGGGUUUUAAUGACUCUGUUAUUUUCAAAGAACACAACAAUGAGCACUUGGGAAUUAAACCAUUUAUUUGUGUGGUUUGUAAUAAGGACUUUGUGUAUUCUCGUUACAUGCUAAUUCAUCAAACAAGAUAUCACACUGUUCAUAUAGAAGGUACUCUUCAUAAAACUCAGUGCAGUAUUUGCAUGAAAGUUUUCAGCAAGGUAGCAACGCUGCUAAAACAUAUAACUACAAAACACAGCUCAGGUAGUAUGGACAAGCCUGAAAAGCGACAUCUGUGUGAUAUGUGUGGCAAAGGUUUUGGUACUUCAGACAAACUGAAAAUACACUACCGAAUUCACACAGGAGACAAGCCUUUUGCUUGUAAAUUCUGCGAAAAGAAAUUCACUAAAAAAGACUACUUGGUAAUGCAUGAGAGGGUUCAUACAGGAGAAAAACCCUAUCCAUGUGAAUACUGCACCAAGUGCUUCAAUCAAGCAGCCUCUUUGAGAAUUCACGUUCGUGGUCAUACUGGAGAGAGGCCUUAUGUUUGUCAGUUUUGUAAUGGGGGGUAUAUUUCAAGAGGCUCACUGAACUUGCAUAUGAAAAUUUGCAAUGGAGUUCUUGCAUAAGUUUCUAUCACUUCUGACUUGGUAAAAUAUUUUUGUACUUGGUCAGUAUCAAAUAAUUCAGAAGUAGUCUUUGUUUUGUAUGCAUAUAUAGUUUGAUUUGUUUGAACUAGAUAUAUAAUUGAUAUACAAAGUGCUCUAUGGCUAAGAUUACAAAUCGAAACUAAAUAUUUCGUUUAAAAAAAUGACUU